Belonocnema kinseyi is the source of this 887-nucleotide messenger RNA. RefSeq names its product probable nuclear transport factor 2 (gene Ntf-2). Gene Ontology annotation, cellular component: nuclear pore central transport channel. Bases 154 to 546 code for a protein of 130 amino acids. The record is from RefSeq and is a predicted model, not a curated record. Gene Ontology annotation, biological process: protein import into nucleus. Lineage: Eukaryota; Metazoa; Arthropoda; Insecta; Hymenoptera; Cynipidae. The transcript is spliced from 4 exons.
UUUCAUCCCGUCUUUCAAAAGAAAAAGUCUGUGGUUAAUUUUGCACGUGGAAAUCAGAGGAAAUUCCUACUGAAUCACAGAAUUAUUACAUUUCUCGACCUAAAAACGCUGAUUAGCGAUUUAUAGAAAAAUCCGUGGAAGUCGGAUAUCGAAAUGGCGUUAAAUCCAGCGUACGAAACCUUGGGAAAAAACUUUGUACAACAUUAUUAUGCCCAAUUUGAUGAUCCGACCCAGAGACCGAAUUUAAUAAACAUGUACGAUACCGAGUUGUCCUUUAUGACGUUCGAAGGUCUCCAAAUCCAGGGUGCCAUCAAAAUCAUGGAAAAAUUGACUAGCUUAAGUUUUCAAAAAAUCAAUCGAAUAAUAACGGCUAUUGAUGCGCAACCUAUGUUCGAUGGAGGUGUUCUGAUUAACGUGCUCGGAAGGUUGCAGGCUGACGAAGACCCACCACAUUCUUUUUCCCAAGUUUUUGUGCUGAAACCUCUGGGUACUUCAUUCUUCUGUCAACAUGACAUCUUCCGCCUUGGAAUUCACGAUACGGCGUGAAUGAGUCAAUCACGUGGUAAUCCGUAUGUGCAAAACCAUAAUCUGUAAUGAAUUCACUUUUGAUACAAAAUAAGGGAACCAGUUCUUGGGUAAAAUUUUCCUUGUUAUCAGAUUGGCAAUAUCUUCGAGAAAUUAGAUUUCUCUGUGUCUACAAAAGCAAAUAUUUGCUUAAUUUCGAUUGUAAUCUAAUGCAUAAAUAAUAACUUUCUGCUAUGUACUUCGCUAACUUCAAAGGGAGAAAAUUUCUUUGUUCAUCCUAUAAUUUCUUAGAAGGACACAUUUUGUAUGAUGCCCAAAAUUCCCCAUCCUUUGUAAUAAAUCUUUAUAGACAUGUCUUUUAA